GAUUGCUUGACAUUUAGUAUCUAGGAUGAUCACGUUACCUUCGAUUCGAAAGAUUUUUUUUCAUAAUUUUGUUUCCAAAUUGUAACUUUUGUGAUAUUUUUUUGAUCGAAAGCGAGCCAGAGUUGAUAGUGCAUUGGAAAUUGAGAUCUAUAUUUUGUGUGUUUUGCAUCUGUGACUUUUUCCUCGUUGUUACUCAUCACAUUGUUGACCAUUGAUUUUUUGUUGACGACGGCGAGACGCCACCACCACCAGCGUUUGGUUUGGUGGAAUAUAUUUUGUACUCAGAUCAUCUAUUGAUCGAUUGGACUACUUAAGUUUCAUGCAUGAAACUUUAAUUUUAUCACGAUGGCAAAAGUGUUUGGUCUUGAAAAUGGACCUGAGGAUGUUUAUUUGGAUCACAUAAGCGAAGUGGAUUCUGAUGAAGAACAUCGAGAUGCAGAUAUCAAGAAUUUCCUCGAUGAAGAGCUGGGCAAUGAAACCUUUCACGAUUCUGAUAGUGGCGAUGACACGUCGUAUCGUAACGGGUCAAACUUCUCGAAUCAUAACAAUUGCAGUUUUGUUUCCAACAAGGAUGGAUCUAUAAAUGGUCGUGGAAGUGGUGCACAAAGUGGUCAGGGGGAUUUCAUGACGGAGCAACAAGAACAACAGAAGGGAAUUUUUCAAACGCCCAAACUGAAUGAAAGUGGAACUGUCAAAAAGCGUAUAAAUUUCUCCACAAUGCAAAAUUCAAUCCCUCUGCAAAAUGAUGACUCCGAUGGCAGUAGUAAAGGAACUAAUGGAUUUGUAAGAGGACUCAAUGGUCAUGGAAAUCAUUUGAACGGAAAUGGAAUUGAUACGACAAGUCGAUUAGCUAAAUAUCCAAAACCUACUGAGAAGAACAACAACCACGUGACGGAUUUGUAUCAAAAGAACUUUGAAAUGGAUGAAAUCGUCGUCCCUAACCCCACAAUCUCCCUUUUGCAUAAAGAACACUGUCCACAGUCUUACAACGACGGUUUGAGUGAUGGAAUUUGGCCCUCGGCAGAUAGUAAUAAUGUGGAAAAGUUGAAGGCUAUGUGCGAACUCAGAGAGCGUCAAGUUCAUAGAAUCGAAGAAUCAUUGGCCGCUAAUCAGAAGGAAAAGCGAGCUCUGAAUCAUCAAAUUGGAUUGAUGAAGGCGGAAAUGGUGCAGAUGAAGUCGCAGUGUGACGAAGCCGAAAAGUUUGCAGAAAUGAAAGACGAAGAGGUUGUCUAUCUGAAAACAAAAAUACAGGAAGCAAUCGAGGAGUAUCAAAAGGCUCGUCGUAAUGAAGAGUUGGCUCAUAACCAUUCUCAAAGGAUACAGCUUGAGAAUGACAAACUUCGUCAAGAAGUGCAAAUGCUCAGUUCAUUAGGAACAUCUACCCAGCAAGCCGAAUUGAACGAUGUCGUUCGUCAACACCAAGAAAAGCAUGCUCAAGAUCAUGCUUCAUGGCGAAAGGUGGUUGCAAAGUUAGAAGGGGAGAUAAGUACUUACAAGAGAGCUCAACAUCUUUUUGUGGAUGAUAGCCACACAAUAAUAAAGGCAAGUGUUCAAACUCAGACAGAGUAUCAGCCAGAGGAGGAAUUGGAACAGAGAGAACGCGAGCUCGCAGCACAAGAGUUUCAGGAAGAAUUCGGAGACCUUGGAGAAGACUUUUUGAACCAGCUCAAAGACCUGCCUGAACCCGUCAUUAUAAAACGAGUUCGUGAAGAAUGGAAAACUGCAAAGAACAAACUUGUCGUCCAUUUUCUCACGGAGAUCAAGAGAUAUAAACAACUUCUGACUUCUCUGCCGGGGGAAUUAUAUAACGCAUGGGAGCAAAGGCAAAAAGAGCUGGGUUUGAGCCAACCAUUUACUAUAAAACCGCUUUUGCGCCAAGCUGCAACAAUGACUGAGGAAACAUACACUCGACCUCCUCAAUAUGAAAAGGCAACCUCACUUAAAACAUCAAGAAUUGAAGCAGUUCAAAAUCUUCCUGAAAGUGCGGACGCUGCAACCGACGCACGCAGCCCGGAAAUGAAGGAGGAGGCAAUACAAGUAAACUUUGCAGCUGUGUUGGCCAGUACUCACCCAGACGCCGUCGAUUUUCAUACGCAGACCAAAACGUCCCCUUCAAACUCCGGAUUUGGAGAGGAGAAAGAAACGUCUUCCGUACUCGUUCAAACAGACGAAACAUUGGACACUUAUAAAACACUGGCUGCUCUUAUCGACAGCUGGUCACGCGAAGUUACUGUUUGCAAACAACGAGCUGAUUUUGCCGAGAGCAAAUCAUCGGCCGCAGAAGAGGAAUUGAAAACACUGAAUGGUAAAUUUAUUCAACUUCAAAAAGCGACAAAACUCUGUCGCAAGCAGUGGAAGAAACAAGAGGAAAAUUUGCGAAGUACGAAUGCUAAGAUGAAGGCUCACUACAUGGAAGUUAUGCAUCACUUGGAUGAUAAAUUGGCAAUAGUUGAUCAAAUUGAGUUAGAAAAUUGAAUUGCUUUCUCAUUUUAUACGUUUUUAUGCAGAAAAUGUGUAGUUAUACCUUAAAAAAUAUUUAAUUCUUAAUUAGUAUAAUUAAUUGUUGUUUUUGGGUAACAAUUAUUAUUCUGCAUGCCAUUCCAGCUAUUUCAUAUUAUGUAAUAUUAUACAUGCAUGUUCCUCUACAUUGUAUUACAUUACAUUGUUGUAGUUGUAUGUAGCCAUGUAUAAUCAAAAUUGUAAUGUGAAAUUUUUAAAAAGUUGAGAAAUAGGUGCUCUUUACAAGGUUACUUAAAUAAUAUAGAUCUCCAGUAUCAUUCCUAUCUUGUUAAAUUUACGUACUUAAGGAAUAAGACUACAGUGUAUAUAUUUAAUAACGUUGAACUACAGGUAAACUCUAUUUUUAGAAAGAACUAUAUUAAAUUCCUGUUAUAUUCAAAAUGAAGUUACUCCAUCCAUACGAUACGCUUAUUAAAAGAGAGGAUUAAUUAAGAAACAAUGUAUUUUAUUAUAGUGGCGGAACCAUGUCAAAUUAUGUCAAUAUCAAGGUUUUCUUAAGCUAUAAGUCCUGAAAAUUUGCAGCAACAUGACACGGAGCUUUCAGUAUAUUUUCUGUAAUUGAAUACGCUUUUAUUUUGUACGUUUAUUGUUUUGACUUGUAACUUUAUGUUUCUCCGGUUUUUUUACGUUAGUCAAUUCUUGUUGGCGUGGAUGUGUACACAUGCAUCCUGCUCGACAACAAUGUUACUUUGAUAUUUGUACUUGCAAUAAGGUAAUGAUUGAAGAUAUCCACCGUCUGAAUAAAUAAAUACGACAGGUUGUUUUAAA
Molecule: messenger RNA, 3288 nt
Organism: Folsomia candida
Lineage: Eukaryota; Metazoa; Arthropoda; Collembola; Entomobryomorpha; Isotomidae
Product: golgin subfamily A member 4
Exons: 9
Coding region: 346-2475 (709 amino acids)
Source: RefSeq, a predicted model, not a curated record